Molecule: messenger RNA, 568 nt
Organism: Zymoseptoria tritici IPO323
Lineage: Eukaryota; Fungi; Ascomycota; Dothideomycetes; Mycosphaerellales; Mycosphaerellaceae
Product: mitochondrial 54S ribosomal protein YmL33
Exons: 1
Coding region: 1-276 (91 amino acids)
Biological process (GO): translation
Cellular component (GO): mitochondrion; large ribosomal subunit
Molecular function (GO): structural constituent of ribosome
Source: RefSeq, a predicted model, not a curated record
AUGGCCUACUUCCGGAUCACACUCCUGCGCUCCGCCAUUGGCCUUCCCGAGAAAACGAGCGGCGUACUGCGAGCUCUUGGCCUACGAAAGCGACUCACUACUGUCUAUCAACCCGUCACACCAUCAAUCGCCGGUCAAGUUUUCGCCGUCAAAGAGCUCGUGGAUGUGCAAGAGGUGGAUCGGGCAUUGACCGAUCAGGAAAUGAAGGAGCUGCGAAGGCCUGACCCGGGCUUCUAUGUCGAAAGCAGAGCAAAGGAUUUGAGAAAAGAGCUUUGAGCGGCGAAGGGACAAGGAGUGCAUAAAACAAGUCGCCUAUGAGCAGCCUUUGAUACAGAGGAAGCCCAGCGCGUCGGCCUAGUUGGAGCAUCUCCCAACAUGAAUGCUGCGUGGUUACGGCAGUGCGGGCAAGCAGGAUGGAGAGUGCAGAUGCGAAGGGCCUCGAGGAGAUCAGAACAAUGCAACGCGAACGUUUGAUUGUUCUAAGCACACAUCGACCAAGUGCUGGUCGAGCUCGCCACAUGUCACGGGGGAGUCGACGCGUCUAGGAACGAAGGGGAGCGAUGUUGGG